Messenger RNA from Aspergillus terreus NIH2624, 1212 nucleotides. Its product is annotated as S8 family peptidase. The record is from RefSeq and is a predicted model, not a curated record. Gene Ontology annotation, biological process: proteolysis. Lineage: Eukaryota; Fungi; Ascomycota; Eurotiomycetes; Eurotiales; Aspergillaceae. The transcript is spliced from 4 exons. Gene Ontology annotation, molecular function: serine-type endopeptidase activity. The coding region runs from base 1 to 1212 and encodes 403 amino acids.
AUGCAGUCCAUCAAGCGCACUCUCUUGCUCCUGGGAGCUGUCCUUCCCGCGGUCCUAGCUGGUCCAAUCUUCCCACACCGUCGCGCGCCUACCACUAUUCCUGGCAAGUACAUUGUCACCUUCAAGUCGGAUGUCGACCAGGCCGCGAUUGACAAGCACACCGCGUGGGCGACCGAUAUCCACAAGCGCAACCUGCAGCGGCGCGACUCGUCCGAGGAGGACCUCCCCAUUGGCAUUGAGCGGAACUUCAAGAUCAACAAGUUUGCCGCGUACUCGGGCUCCUUUGAUGAGGAUACCAUUGCGCAGAUUCGCCAGAGCGACGAGGUCGCCGCGGUCGAGGAAGACCAGGUCUGGCACCUGUUCGACCUGACCACCCAGUCGGACGCCCCCUGGGGAUUGGGAAGCAUCUCCCACAAGGGUCAGCCCAGCACGGACUACAUCUAUGACACCAACGGCGGCGAGGGCACCUACGCUUACGUCGUAGACACCGGCAUCAACGUGGACCACGAGGAAUUUGAGGGCCGUGCGAGUCUCGCGUACAACGCUGCCGGUGGCCAGCAUGUGGACGGUGUCGGCCAUGGCACCCACGUUUCUGGUACAAUUGGUGGUAAGACAUACGGCGUGGCCAAGAAGGCCAACCUGCUGUCGGUCAAGGUCUUCGUCGGGGAAUCGAGCAGCACAUCCAUCAUCCUGGACGGCUUCAACUGGGCGGCCAAUGACAUUGUUUCCAAGAAGCGCACUGGAAAGGCAGCGAUCAACAUGAGCUUGGGCGGUGGAUACUCCAAGGCCUUCAAUGAUGCCGUCGAGAACGCUUUCAACGAGGGAGUCCUGUCCAUCGUCGCUGCCGGCAAUGAGAAUACCGACGCCUCGAGCACCAGCCCGGCUUCUGCUCCUGAUGCCUUUACCGUCGCUGCGAUCAACGUGAACAACACCCGUGCCUAUUUCUCCAACUACGGCUCCGUGGUGGAUAUCUUCGCCCCGGGCCAGAACAUCCUCUCUGCCUGGAUCGGCUCCAACACGGCCACCAACACCAUCUCGGGCACCUCCAUGGCCACCCCCCACAUUGUCGGCCUGUCCAUCUACUUGAUGUCGCUGGAGGACCUCAGCAGCCCCAAGGCCGUCAGUGACCGCAUCAAGGAGCUAGCGACUCGAGGCGUCGUCAGCAACGUUGCCGGUAGCCCCAACCUGUUGGCGUACAACGGCAACGCCUAA